This is a messenger RNA of Antechinus flavipes (yellow-footed antechinus), 13592 nucleotides long. It is a transcript of the gene EPPK1, whose product is annotated as epiplakin 1. NCBI's taxonomy places the organism in Eukaryota, Metazoa, Chordata, Mammalia, Dasyuromorphia, Dasyuridae. Gene Ontology annotation, cellular component: cell junction; keratin filament; cytoplasm. Gene Ontology annotation, biological process: wound healing; intermediate filament bundle assembly. The record is from RefSeq and is a predicted model, not a curated record. Gene Ontology annotation, molecular function: keratin filament binding; structural molecule activity.
GGAAAAAUCAGAACAGAAGUAAGUGCAAGGGAUAAUGUUGUAAAAAAAUUACCCUGACAUGGAUUUUGUCAAUAUAAAGUUAUUAUUAAAUAAAAUAAAAUAAAAUAUUUUUAAAAAUAAUAAAUAAAUAAAAAAAGAAAAAAGAAAAACUUUCCCAAUAAUUAGGGCUGUUUCAGAGAUGUUGAAGAAGGGAUUUCUGUUCAGGGAGGGCUUGGAUUAGGGUUCCUCUAGUGCCUUCCAAUUCAGAGACUGUGAGAUUUGAUGAUUCUCCUAGGAACCUCUAUUGGUCCUUUCCCUUUCCUCCAAUGACUGAAGAGGUGUGGGUAGAACUUCUCUGGAAGACUGUAUGGUGGUCUCAAACACUUCAAAUCAUUAGGGCUUUUCUUUGCUUUCCCGCCUUCCUAGGAAGUGAACACUGCUUGAGAGAAGCCCACAGGACAUGGACAUGGAUGUCUCGAAGGUGACUUUAAAUGGAGACUCGGUCAUUUCGGUCAAUGGCACUGGGACAGGUCAAGCCCCCAAGGGCCUGAAGACCAUGCCCAAAGCUGUCCCUCCUGAAUCCAGCGAGGAGUUUCCUGUGACUUAUGAUGGAAAGACCUGUCCCCAGGAGAGAGGCCCCAUUGCUGGGGUGUACUUGGAGGCCUCGGCGCAGCCCCUGGGCUUCUAUGAAGCCAUCCAGCGAGGGCUACUCCCAGCCAAGGUAGGACUGGCUCUUCUUGAAGCCCAGGCAGCCACGGGGGGCCUCAUCGACCCCAUUCAGGGCCAGCUUCUCCCUGUGACUGAGGCUGUGAAACAGGGGCUGGUAGGCCUGGAGCUGAAAGAGAAGCUGCUCACAGCUGAGCGAGCCCUCACCGGCUACCCUGAUCCCUACGGGCCAGGGAAGCUGCCCCUCUUCCAGGCUCUCCACAAGGAAGUUGUGGCCAGGGAUUCAGGCCUGAGCUGGCUGGAAGCCCAGCUGGCCACGGGCGGCAUAAUAGAUCCUGCACAGGGGGGUCGUGUCUCACUGGAACUUGCCUACCAGAAGGGCCUCCUGGAUGAGGAGACAGGCCACAGCCUCUCUGACCCCGCAGCUGAUGGUCCCCGGGCCUUCUCUGACCCCAACACAAAGGAGCCACUCACCUACCAAGAGCUUAGGAGCAGGUGUGUGCUGAGCCCUGCCACGGGGCUGGCCCUGCUCCCACUGAAGAUCACCUUCCCAUCCCUGGGAGGGAUGGUGAGCAGCGAACAGCUUCUGGAGGCUGGCAUCCUGCCUAGGAAGGUGUUUGAAGAGCUGAGGGAGGGGAAGCUGCUUGUGCCUGAAGUGAGGGCUCGGGAAGAAGUGCAGUGUUAUUUGGAGGGGACAGGCAGUAUAGUCGGGGUCAUCGUCCCACCCACAGGCCAGAGGAGGAGCAUCUACCAGGCCCUGAUGGAGCACCUCCUCCCCCCGGGCACUGCCCUCGCCCUCCUCCAGGCUCAGGCUGCUACCUAUUCCCUCAUGGACCCUGCCAGUGAAAAGAAGCUGGGGCUGGAUGAGGCCGUCAGGGCUGGACUCGUGGGGCCUGAGUUCCGGGAGAAGCUCUUGGUAGCCGAGCGGGCGGUGACUGGGUACCCAGAUCCCUUCAGCAGGGGUCUCAUCCCCCUCUUUCAAGCCAUGAAAAAGGGGCUAGUACCGAAGGAACUGGCACUGCGACUUCUGGAGGCCCAGCUGGCCACGGGGGGGAUCAUCGAUCCGGUUAGGAAGCUCCGGCUGCCGCUGGAGACCGCCUUCCAAUGGGACUGCCUCGAUAAGGAGACAUUCGCCAGUCUCUCCCACCCUACUGGCUUCUUUGACCCCAACACCCAGGAGAACCUCACCUAUGAGCAGCUGCUGGUCCGCUGUGUCACUGAUCCAGAGACCGGCUCCCUCCUCCUGCCUCUCUGUGGGGGAGAUGACAAAGGGCAUCCAGAGGGACGCUGGUUCAUUGACCGUUCCACCCAGGAGGCCCUGAGGAAGGCCACGGCAGUUGCCACAGCAGGGAAGUUCAAAGGACAAAGAGUGUCUCUCUGGAAGCUUCUCUUCUUGGACGUCAUCCCAGCAGAGCAGAGGGCUGCCCUGGCCGGGCAGUACCAGGAGGGAGCGCUCUCCACAGAGAUGCUGGCGUCCCAGCUCGGCGCCAUCAUCGACCAGGCCGCUGCCGCCUCCCGGGUCACCUUUGAAGGCCUGAGGGAUCACGUGACGCCGAGGGAGCUCCUCAGGUCGGAGAUCAUCAACCAGGACCUGUAUGAGAAGCUGGAGCAAGGCCAGACGACAGCCCAGGACGUGGGGGGCCUCGACUCUGUGAGGAAGUACCUGCAAGGGACAGGGUGCAUCAGCGGCCUGCUCCUGCCCGACUCCCAGGAGAAGGUCAGCAUCUACGAGGCCCGCAGGAAGGGCUACCUGAGACCGGGCACGUCCCUCAUUCUUCUGGAGGCUCAGGCAGCCACCGGCUUUAUCAUCGACCCCAAGGAGAACAAGAGGCACUCUGUGGAGGAGGCCCUCAGGGCCGGCGUCAUCGGACCCGAUGUUUACGAAAAGCUGCUGUCCGCCGAGAGAGCGGUGACGGGCUACACGGACCCAUGCACGGGGGACAGGCUCUCCCUGUUCCAGGCCAUGAACAAAGAGCUCAUUGUCAGGGAGCACGGCGUGCGCCUGCUGGAGGCCCAGAUCGCCACGGGCGGCAUCAUCGACCCCGUGCACAGCCACCGCGUGCCCGUGGAGGUCGCCUACAAGCGCGGCUACUUUGACCGGACCAUGAACCUGAUCUUAUCCGACCCCUCGGACGACACCAAGGGCUUCUUCGACCCCAACACGCACGAGAACCUGACCUACCUGCAGCUGCUGGAGAAGUGUGUGACCGAGCCAGCCACCGGCCUCUGCCUCUUGCCACUCAACAGCCGGAAGCCCCAGCUGGUGACCGAAGCCACCCGCCAGGCUUUCCAGAAAUCCCUCCUGCUGGUGAAAUACGGCCGGUUCAAGGGUCAAAGGGUCUCCGUGUGGGACCUGAUCAACUCCGAGUACUUCCGGGAGGGCCAGAGGCGGGAGAUUCUGACCCACUACAAGCUGCGGAAGAUAACCCUGGAGCAGAUUGUGCGGAGACUGGAGGAGGAGAUGAAAAAGUGGGCAGGGGUCACCCUGCCGGCUCUCCGGGGUCGGGUCACCGCCUACCAGCUCCUGGAGUCCCGCAUCAUUGACCGUGACCUCCUCGAGCAGGUACUGGAUGGGAGGGUCAGCCCUGAGGAGCUCCUGAAAGUGGAGUCCGUCCGCAGGUACCUCCAUGGCUCAGGGACCAUCGGCGGGGUGCUCCUCCAGCCUUCCAACCAGAGGCUUAGUCUUUAUGAAGCCAUGAAGCAGAAACUGUUGGUUCCUGGAGUGGCCCUUCCCCUCCUCGAAGCCCAGGCUGCCACUGGCUCCAUCAUCGACCCCGUGAGCAAUGAAAAGCUCUCUGUGGAUGACGCUGUGCGAAAGGGGUUGGUGGGGCCGGAGCUCCACGAGAAGCUCCAUCAUGCUGAGGAGGCCGUGACGGGCUUCACGGACCCCUUUACAGGCAAGAAGGUUUCCCUUUUCCAGGCCAUGAAGAAAGGCCUGGUCCCUUCUCAGCAGGCCGUGCAGCUCCUGGAGGCGCAGGUAGCCACCGGGGGCAUCAUUGACCCCAACAGCCACCACCAUGUCCCCAUGGCAGUGGCCGCCCAGCGGGGCUACAUUGAUGAAGAGAUGGAGAAGACCCUCUCUGGAGCCUGCCCUGCCACCCUCCAGACCUUCUCUACAGUGGACGGGAGUGAGAGCCUCAGCUACGCCCAGCUUCUGGAGCAUUGCCAGCAGGACGAGGCUUCCGGCUGUCACCUGCUGCCCCUGCCCCAAACAGCCGCCCCCGUUUCCACGGAUGAGCAAAUCCAACAGGUCUUCCAGGACACACUAGUGGCUGAGAGGAGUGUGUCCCUCUGGGACCUGCUGUGCUCUGGGCACUUCACAGAUGAUCAGAGGGAAGCCUUCUUGGAAAACUUCCGUCUGGGGAGGAUGACGGUCCAAGAAAUCAUGGCUGCUGCUCUGAAGCAAGUGAGAGAAGCAGAACUACAAGCUCAGACCCACAUCAUGCUACCGGGCUUACGGGGGGAAGUCCCUGCUGUCUGGCUGCUGGACACAGGAAUCAUUGACCUGGACACCCUGGAGAAGCUGGUUCAGGGAACACAGUCACCAAGCGAGGUUGCCCAGAGACCAGAGGUGAAGCAGUACUUACAGGGGACAGGAUGCAUCGCCGGGGUCCAGGUGGAGGGAUCCAAGGUGAAGAUGAGCAUCUACCAGGCCAUGAAAAGCAACUUGCUUCCCCGCGGCCUUGGGCUGAGGCUGCUGGAGGCCCAGCUGGCUGCAGGCUUACUUGUUGACCCGGAGAACAACCGGAAACUGUCUGUGGAAGAUGCAGUCAAGGCUGGCGUGAUUGGAGGAGAGCUGAGUGAGCAGCUCAUCCAAGCAGAGCGAGCAGCGACUGGCUACACUGAUCCCUACACCGGCGGCACCAUCUCUGUCUGGCAGGCCAUGGGCAAAGGACUUAUUGACCAGAAUGAGGGCUUCCUCCUUCUGCAAGUACAGCUGGCUACAGGGGGGGUUGUAGACCCUAUCCACCACCUGCAUCUUCCCCUGCCAGCUGCCUGCAGGCUCGGCUUCUUAGAUGAGGAGACAGAUCAGGCCCUGGCCAAGACCACUGAAGAUAAGAGAUUUUUCUUCGACCCUAACACCCGUGACAAGGUGACAUAUCAGGAGUUAAAGGACAGGUGCAUCUUAGACUCCGACACAGGCUUAUGGCUGCUCCCUCUCUCCCAGAGUGUGGCGCUGGAUGUUGACGACCACACCAUCAUGGCUCUGAAAGCCAUGACGGUCCCCGUCAAGGUCGGGAGGUUCAAAGGCCAGACCGUGUCACUGUGGGACCUGCUCCACUCGGAGUAUGUUAGUGCUGACAAGCAGAAGGAGCUGGUAGACCUGGGUCGCUCAGGAAGGGCCGCGGCCCUUCGCCAGGUGGUCACAGAUGUCACCGCCCUCAUUGAGGAGACGGAGCAGAAGGCCAGGCAGAUCACAUUCCCUGGCCUCAGGAAGCAGGUGUCAGCCAAUGACCUGUUCAGAUCCCAGCUGAUUGACAAGAAAACACUGGACGAUCUGAACCAGGGCAAAAAAACGGUGCACGAAGUGACCGAGAUGGAGGGUGUGAAGAAGUUCCUGGAGGGGACCAACUUCAUAGCUGGAGUGCUCAUCCAGGGCACAAAGGAGAGGCUGAGCAUCUAUGACGCCAUGCGAAGGCACAUCCUGAGGCCGGGCACGGCCCUGGUGCUGCUGGAGGCCCAGGCUGCCACUGGAUUCAUCAUCAACCCUCUGCAGAACCAGAGGCUGUCCGUGAAUGAAGCUGUGGCUGCAGGGUUGUUAGGGGGGGAGCUACAGGAAGACCUCCAGAAUUCAGAGAAGGCAGUAACUGGCUAUCAGGACCCAGACACAGGUGAGAGGAUAUCCCUCUACAAGGCCAUGAAGAAAGCUCUAGUAGAAAAAGAGGAGGCAAUGAGGAUGCUGGAGGCACAAGUAGCCACAGGAGGAGUAAUUGACCCAAACUAUGGUCAUCGCCUUCCCAUAGAUGUGGCCUGCAAGCGGGGCUGCUUAGACCCCGAAACAUACAACUUACUAUCAAAUACCAAGCAUGGAAGCAGAAGAUUUCAGGAUCCAAAUACACAUGAGAAAGUGAACUAUGCAGAACUCCAUUCCAGGUGCAUGAAAGAUCCAAAAACAGGUUUGGCACUGCUGCCCAUAGUCAAACAUGAAAAGACUUACAGAUAUAUGGACGAAGUCAUUGAAAAGGCACUCAAAGCAGAAAUGGUGACAGUGGAAAAGGGGAAGUAUAGAGGGCAAAAGAUGUCAGUGUGGGACCUACUUUGCUCUGAAUAUGUCACGGAAGAAAAGAAACAGGAAUUAGUGAACAGGUAUAGGGAAGACACAUCAAAAGCAUUAGAAAGUAUUGUGAAUAUAAUUUGGGAAUUAAUUGAGGAAAAAGAAAACAAAAGAAAGGAGGUAUGGUUCCAAGGUUUGAGAAGACAAGUAACAGCGGGUGAACUUUACAAGGCCGAUAUAAUUAAUAAAGAUACAUUACAAGAAUUGGAGAAGGGACAAAAACAAGUAAAAGAAAUUGCAGAAAGAGUGAAAAAGUACCUUGAAGGCACCAGCUGCAUCGCGGGCGUCCUGGUGCCGUCCAAGGAGGACCCGGCCAAGCAGGAGAAGAUGAGCAUCUACCAGGCCAUGUGGAAGGGCAUCCUGCGGCCGGGCACGGCCCUGGUGCUGCUGGAGGCCCAGGCUGCCACUGGAUUCAUCAUCGACCCCGUGCAAAACAAGAAGCUGUCUGUAGAUCAGGCCUUGCCAGCUGGACUAAUUGGCAGAGAAGUGUAUGAGAAACUCCUGAGUGCAGAAAAGGCAGUGACUGGCUACACGGAACCCUACACCAACAAGCAAAUUUCUCUCUUUGAAGCCAUGAACAAGGGACUGAUUUUAAAGUCCCACGCCAUCCGACUUUUAGAGGCCCAGAUCGCCACGGGCGGCAUCAUCGACCCUGUGCACAGCCACCGCGUGCCCGUGGAGGUCGCCUACCAGCGCGGCUACUUUGACGAGGAGAUGAACCAGAUUCUCUCCGACCCCUCGGACGAUACCAAGGGCUUCUUCGACCCCAACACUCACGAAAACCUCACUUACCUGCAACUAUUGGAGAGAUGCAUUCAGGAAUCAGAAACUGGACUGUAUAUGCUGCAAAUAGUACAGAAAGGAGAAAGCUACAUAUACAUAGAUGAGACCACAAAACAGCUGCUGCGAUCCAGGACCACCAAGGUGCCCAUCGGGAAAUUUGCCAAUCAGAUUGUUUCUGUCUGGGACUUGCUUUCCUCACAGUAUUUCACACAGCAGAAAAAGAGAGAUCUGGUCAGACAAUUCAGAUCAAACACUCUGCACCUGGACCAACUCUUAGAAAUUAUUAUAACGACCAUUGAGGAAACGGAAAAACAGAACCAAGCAAUCAAGGUGAAAGGACUCCGUGGGGAUGUGACAGCUGCUGAGCUGUUCAACUCUGAGAUCAUUGAUGAGAAAGUCCUUGCCGGACUUCCAAAGGGAAAAAGGGCAGCAGAAAAACUUAGCCAACUAGAAUCAGUGAAAAGGUACAUGGAAGGGACUGGUUGCAUUGCUGGGGUGCUGAUACCAUCAACAAAGGAGAAACUGAGUGUCUAUGAGGCUAUGAACAGAGAAGUGAUGCCCAAGCUAAUUGGAAUGCAGCUUCUACAGGCACAGGCUGCCACUGGCUUCAUCAUCAACCCUCUGCAGAACCAGAGGCUGUCCGUGAAUGAAGCUGUGGCUGCAGGGUUGUUAGGGGGGGAGCUACAGGAAGACCUCCAGAAUUCAGAGAAGGCAGUAACUGGCUAUCAGGACCCAGACACAGGUGAGAGGAUAUCCCUCUACAAGGCCAUGAAGAAAGCUCUAGUAGAAAAAGAGGAGGCAAUGAGGAUGCUGGAGGCACAAGUAGCCACAGGAGGAGUAAUUGACCCAAACUAUGGUCAUCGCCUUCCCAUAGAUGUGGCCUGCAAGCGGGGCUGCUUAGACCCCGAAACAUACAACUUACUAUCAAAUACCAAGCAUGGAAGCAGAAGAUUUCAGGAUCCAAAUACACAUGAGAAAGUGAACUAUGCAGAACUCCAUUCCAGGUGCAUGAAAGAUCCAAAAACAGGUUUGGCACUGCUGCCCAUAGUCAAACAUGAAAAGACUUACAGAUAUAUGGACGAAGUCAUUGAAAAGGCACUCAAAGCAGAAAUGGUGACAGUGGAAAAGGGGAAGUAUAGAGGGCAAAAGAUGUCAGUGUGGGACCUACUUUGCUCUGAAUAUGUCACGGAAGAAAAGAAACAGGAAUUAGUGAACAGGUAUAGGGAAGACACAUCAAAAGCAUUAGAAAGUAUUGUGAAUAUAAUUUGGGAAUUAAUUGAGGAAAAAGAAAACAAAAGAAAGGAGGUAUGGUUCCAAGGUUUGAGAAGACAAGUAACAGCGGGUGAACUUUACAAGGCCGAUAUAAUUAAUAAAGAUACAUUACAAGAAUUGGAGAAGGGACAAAAACAAGUAAAAGAAAUUGCAGAAAGAGUGAAAAAGUACCUUGAAGGCACCAGCUGCAUCGCAGGUGUCCUGGUGCCGUCCAAGGAGGACCCGGCCAAGCAGGAGAAGAUGAGCAUCUACCAGGCCAUGUGGAAGGGCAUCCUGCGGCCGGGCACGGCCCUGGUGCUGCUGGAGGCUCAGGCCGCCACGGGCUUCGUCAUCGACCCGCUGCGCAACCAGAAACUGUCGGUGGACGAGGCCGUGGCCGCAGGCGUGGUGGGCGGUGAGAUCCAGGAGAAGCUGCUGUCCGCCGAGAGGGCCGUCACCGGCUACACCGACCCGUACUCGGGAGAGCAGAUCUCCCUCUUCCAGGCCAUGAAGAGGGACCUCAUCGUCAAGGACCACGGCGUGAGGCUGCUGGAGGCCCAGAUCGCCACGGGCGGCGUCAUCGACCCGGUGCACAGCCACCGCGUGCCGGUGGAGGUGGCCUACCAGCGCGGCUACUUUGACGAGGAGAUGAACCAGAUCCUCUCCGACCCCUCGGACGACACCAAGGGCUUCUUCGACCCCAACACGCACGAGAACCUGACCUACAUGCAGCUGCUGCGCAGGUGCGUGCGCGACCCGGACACCGGCCUCUUCAUGUUGCAGCUGGCCGACAAGAGCUCCGCAGUGUCCCAGCUGAGCGAGCAGAUGCGGCGCGCCCUGCAGGACGCCUGGGUCACGGUGCACGGGGGCCUCUUCCGGGGCCAGACCGUGUCCGUGUGGGAACUCCUGUUCUGCAGGGACGUGGCCGAGAGCAAGAGGCAGGCGCUGCUGAGGAAGUACCGGGCGGGCGCCCUGACCAUCGAGGAGCUCACCAGCACCCUCACCAGCCUGGUGACGGAGGCAGGCGACCGUCGCGACGCCCCCACGGCCAGCUCAGGGGAGCUCAGCUCCCGCCGAGACGGACUGCACCCGCGCAGCAAGCUGCAGGCCGCCACCAUGGAGGUGGAGGUCGGCCACUUGAAGGGGCGGAAAGUGCCGGUCUGGGACGUCCUGGUGUCCACGUACGUGACGCAGGUCACCCGGGAGGACCUCCUGGCCCAGUACGACUCGGGGGCCCUGCCCCUGCCAGCGCUGACGCGCAGGCUCACCACCAUCAUCGAAGAGGCCGAAGGCGGGUCUCAGGAGGCAGAAGCGCGAGAAGAGGCGGAGAACGCCCGCCGCCGCCGCGAGGAAGCCCUCGGGGCGCUGAGGAACACCACCAUGGAGGUGAAAGUCGGGCAGUUCCAGGGGCAGAAGGUGUCGGUGUGGGAAGUGCUCUUCUCCACGUACCUGACCGACGCCAGGAGGGAGGAGCUCCUGGCCCAGCACGCGUCCGGCGCCCUGACCCUGCCGGCCCUCAUCGCCACCCUCACCAGCAUCAUCGAGGAGACGGAGGAGAAGCUGAGCAAGGUGUCUUUCCGCGGCCUGAGGAGGCAGGUGUCGGCCUCGGAGCUGCGCACCUCCAACAUCCUGGGGCUGGACACCCUGCGCGAGCUGGCCCAGGGCACCAAGAGCCUGCAAGAGAUCACGGAGAUGGACUCAGUCAAGAGGUACCUGGAGGGCACCAGCUGCAUCGCGGGCGUCCUGGUGCCGUCCAAGGAGGACCCGGCCAAGCAGGAGAAGAUGAGCAUCUACCAGGCCAUGUGGAAGGGCAUCCUGCGGCCGGGCACGGCCCUGGUGCUGCUGGAGGCUCAGGCCGCCACGGGCUUCGUCAUCGACCCGCUGCGCAACCAGAAACUGUCGGUGGACGAGGCCGUGGCCGCAGGCGUGGUGGGCGGUGAGAUCCAGGAGAAGCUGCUGUCCGCCGAGAGGGCCGUCACCGGCUACACCGACCCGUACUCGGGAGAGCAGAUCUCCCUCUUCCAGGCCAUGAAGAGGGACCUCAUCGUCAAGGACCACGGCGUGAGGCUGCUGGAGGCCCAGAUCGCCACGGGCGGCGUCAUCGACCCGGUGCACAGCCACCGCGUGCCGGUGGAGGUGGCCUACCAGCGCGGCUACUUUGACGAGGAGAUGAACCAGAUCCUCUCCGACCCCUCGGACGACACCAAGGGCUUCUUCGACCCCAACACGCACGAGAACCUGACCUACAUGCAGCUGCUGCGCAGGUGCGUGCGCGACCCGGACACCGGCCUCUUCAUGUUGCAGCUGGCCGACAAGAGCUCCGCAGUGUCCCAGCUGAGCGAGCAGAUGCGGCGCGCCCUGCAGGACGCCUGGGUCACGGUGCACGGGGGCCUCUUCCGGGGCCAGACCGUGUCCGUGUGGGAACUCCUGUUCUGCAGGGACGUGGCCGAGAGCAAGAGGCAGGCGCUGCUGAGGAAGUACCGGGCGGGCGCCCUGACCAUCGAGGAGCUCACCAGCACCCUCACCAGCCUGGUGACGGAGGCAGGCGACCGUCGCGACGCCCCCACGGCCAGCUCAGGGGAGCUCAGCUCCCGCCGAGACGGACUGCACCCGCGCAGCAAGCUGCAGGCCGCCACCAUGGAGGUGGAGGUCGGCCACUUGAAGGGGCGGAAAGUGCCGGUCUGGGACGUCCUGGUGUCCACGUACGUGACGCAGGUCACCCGGGAGGACCUCCUGGCCCAGUACGACUCGGGGGCCCUGCCCCUGCCAGCGCUGACGCGCAGGCUCACCACCAUCAUCGAAGAGGCCGAAGGCGGGUCUCAGGAGGCAGAAGCGCGAGAAGAGGCGGAGAACGCCCGCCGCCGCCGCGAGGAAGCCCUCGGGGCGCUGAGGAACACCACCAUGGAGGUGAAAGUCGGGCAGUUCCUGGGGCAGAAGGUGUCGGUGUGGGAAGUGCUCUUCUCCACGUACCUGACCGACGCCAGGAGGGAGGAGCUCCUGGCCCAGCACGCGUCCGGCGCCCUGACCCUGCCGGCCCUCAUCGCCACCCUCACCAGCAUCAUCGAGGAGACGGAGGAGAAGCUGAGCAAGGUGUCUUUCCGCGGCCUGAGGAGGCAGGUGUCGGCCUCGGAGCUGCGCACCUCCAACAUCCUGGGGCUGGACACCCUGCGCGAGCUGGCCCAGGGCACCAAGAGCCUGCAAGAGAUCACGGAGAUGGACUCAGUCAAGAGGUACCUGGAGGGCACCAGCUGCAUCGCGGGCGUCCUGGUGCCGUCCAAGGAGGACCCGGCCAAGCAGGAGAAGAUGAGCAUCUACCAGGCCAUGUGGAAGGGCAUCCUGCGGCCGGGCACGGCCCUGGUGCUGCUGGAGGCUCAGGCCGCCACGGGCUUCGUCAUCGACCCGCUGCGCAACCAGAAACUGUCGGUGGACGAGGCCGUGGCCGCAGGCGUGGUGGGCGGUGAGAUCCAGGAGAAGCUGCUGUCCGCCGAGAGGGCCGUCACCGGCUACACCGACCCGUACUCGGGAGAGCAGAUCUCCCUCUUCCAGGCCAUGAAGAGGGACCUCAUCGUCAAGGACCACGGCGUGAGGCUGCUGGAGGCCCAGAUCGCCACGGGCGGCGUCAUCGACCCGGUGCACAGCCACCGCGUGCCGGUGGAGGUGGCCUACCAGCGCGGCUACUUUGACGAGGAGAUGAACCAGAUCCUCUCCGACCCCUCGGACGACACCAAGGGCUUCUUCGACCCCAACACGCACGAGAACCUGACCUACAUGCAGCUGCUGCGCAGGUGCGUGCGCGACCCGGACACCGGCCUCUUCAUGUUGCAGCUGGCCGACAAGAGCUCCGCAGUGUCCCAGCUGAGCGAGCAGAUGCGGCGCGCCCUGCAGGACGCCUGGGUCACGGUGCACGGGGGCCUCUUCCGGGGCCAGACCGUGUCCGUGUGGGAACUCCUGUUCUGCAGGGACGUGGCCGAGAGCAAGAGGCAGGCGCUGCUGAGGAAGUACCGGGCGGGCGCCCUGACCAUCGAGGAGCUCACCAGCACCCUCACCAGCCUGGUGACGGAGGCAGGCGACCGUCGCGACGCCCCCACGGCCAGCUCAGGGGAGCUCAGCUCCCGCCGAGACGGACUGCACCCGCGCAGCAAGCUGCAGGCCGCCACCAUGGAGGUGGAGGUCGGCCACUUGAAGGGGCGGAAAGUGCCGGUCUGGGACGUCCUGGUGUCCACGUACGUGACGCAGGUCACCCGGGAGGACCUCCUGGCCCAGUACGACUCGGGGGCCCUGCCCCUGCCAGCGCUGACGCGCAGGCUCACCACCAUCAUCGAAGAGGCCGAAGGCGGGUCUCAGGAGGCAGAAGCGCGAGAAGAGGCGGAGAACGCCCGCCGCCGCCGCGAGGAAGCCCUCGGGGCGCUGAGGAACACCACCAUGGAGGUGAAAGUCGGGCAGUUCCAGGGGCAGAAGGUGUCGGUGUGGGAAGUGCUCUUCUCCACGUACCUGACCGACGCCAGGAGGGAGGAGCUCCUGGCCCAGCACGCGUCCGGCGCCCUGACCCUGCCGGCCCUCAUCGCCACCCUCACCAGCAUCAUCGAGGAGACGGAGGAGAAGCUGAGCAAGGUGUCUUUCCGCGGCCUGAGGAGGCAGGUGUCGGCCUCGGAGCUGCGCACCUCCAACAUCCUGGGGCUGGACACCCUGCGCGAGCUGGCCCAGGGCACCAAGAGCCUGCAAGAGAUCACGGAGAUGGACUCAGUCAAGAGGUACCUGGAGGGCACCAGCUGCAUCGCGGGCGUCCUGGUGCCGUCCAAGGAGGACCCGGCCAAGCAGGAGAAGAUGAGCAUCUACCAGGCCAUGUGGAAGGGCAUCCUGCGGCCGGGCACGGCCCUGGUGCUGCUGGAGGCUCAGGCCGCCACGGGCUUCGUCAUCGACCCGCUGCGCAACCAGAAACUGUCGGUGGACGAGGCCGUGGCCGCAGGCGUGGUGGGCGGUGAGAUCCAGGAGAAGCUGCUGUCCGCCGAGAGGGCCGUCACCGGCUACACCGACCCGUACUCGGGAGAGCAGAUCUCCCUCUUCCAGGCCAUGAAGAGGGACCUCAUCGUCAAGGACCACGGCGUGAGGCUGCUGGAGGCCCAGAUCGCCACGGGCGGCGUCAUCGACCCGGUGCACAGCCACCGCGUGCCGGUGGAGGUGGCCUACCAGCGCGGCUACUUUGACGAGGAGAUGAACCAGAUCCUCUCCGACCCCUCGGACGACACCAAGGGCUUCUUCGACCCCAACACGCACGAGAACUUGACCUACAUGCAGCUCCUUCAGAGAUGUAGUUUGGAUCCUGACAGUGGCCUCUUAUUUCUUUCACUUAAAUAAUGUUUAAUUUCUCUUCUUUCAUUGAUUUCAUCUUCGUCAAUACAAUUUUCAAUAUUUUUGCAUUUUUCGUUUGUUUUUUUUUUCACUGCUUUAUUUUUUAGAUGUCUAUUUUUCUUUGAAUUAUUUUAUUGCAAUUUCUUUUGUUAUGGUUCAUUUUAAACUACUGUCAUCUUUGUUUUGUAUUUGUCCUCAUUUGCACUCUCUUAUUUUUGUACAGUACUUCUAAAUUAUAUUUUUUUCAUGCAACUGUGCUCUGCACUAAUUAAAUCUCAUGUAUUCAUAA